GAUAUUUCACCAUGUUUUUCUCUUAAAGUCUCACUAAUCUAAUACAUUCUUCGACUUAAAGUUUAGACAUAUAUUUAAUAUAGCUAUGAUUCACGUAAUUUUUUUUCUUGUGUAGAAUUUUUAAAAAAUACCAUAUUAUGGAUGCGUUCAUUUGUAACCUUUUUAGCCUAUUUCAACAAAUGUCGUGAAAAAAACUAGACAUAAGUUGAAGUAAAUCAAGUUUUAUUAAAAUUAAAACAAUAUUUGUGAAUUUUGAUACCUUUCACCUCGGUUUAUUCGUUUGAAAUUUUUAUUUUGUUAUAAAAUAUUUUUAUGAUGUAGAAUAAUUACAUAUUUUGUGUUGGGUUGGGUCUUUACUUAAAAAUAUCGCCAACCCGACCCAACCCAUUUAGAAACAAACCGUAGGGUUUAGAAUUUUUUGGGUGGGUUUGGAUUUAAUAUUUUCCAAACCGUAGUGCAUGAGUCGGGUGAUUAAAAUGCCUAAACCCGGACCACCCGACCCAUGUACACCCCUAGUGCUAAGGUGUAGAAAUUUCUCUUGUUCGAUCAUGCUCCUAUUUAUCAAUGUACGAAACAAACGAAUCCCAUGCGAGACAUAAAAAGGAAGGAACUAGUAAACGAGACUUUCAUAAGGUAGAAACGAGCACAAAAGAAUUUUGAAGUACAGAUGCUGUGGCCCAAGUUUUGGGACUCAAUUUGAGGAAAGUACUAAGAAUCACAUAAAGGCAAGACAUUUUCCCCUUCCGAGUAUGCUUUCUCCCACCAUUGCAAAGGUCAAGGUUUCCUAAGUGCAAGGGUUGACCUUGAAAGCUUCUUAUGAUCCACUACCUAUGAUCGAAACUCGUGUAAUAUAGUGGGGGCAAGUGAGUUGUAUGAUUGUGAGUUUUGGUUUGUAUGAGGAUAGCACAAAGCCCAAGUGUGAGGGAUUUUCUAUAACACAAGUAAAGCGCCAAUCGUAACCCUCAGCUCUUAAGCUGCAUGGUCAUCGUUAUGAUUCAUACUCUUCUAGUCAAACUAAUAGCCAUAAUUGAUUCACCAUUUUCACCCAACUCCUUCAGUUCAACCAAGAUGAUACCAAACAUUUCCAAUGGCAAAACUGACGUAUUGAUGCUUUGCUUGAGGGCAAGCAAAGGCUUAAGUGUGGGGGGUAUCUGAUAACACAUAAAUUAUACAUGUUUUAAGAUCCCUUUCAAGCCUCUUUGCUUGACCAUCUCGACAAUCAUCCUUUGUUUUUGCCACUUUUAGGCUUGGUUUGUGAUUCUUGUGUGUUCAAGGUCAUGAAGAACGAUUUUAAUAAUAUUUGGACAAGAAAUACACAAAGUAUGAAAGCUUGGGAGCUUUAGGGCAUUUGGAAUGCUCUUGGAUGACUUUAUGGAGCUUCCAAUGGCUAGCCUCACGCCCGUGGCCCAAACUGUGAAAAUCAUAUGGGAAAUCCUCUUGAAGAAAUUCAUGCCGAGUGAUUCACGGCUAUUGCCCACAGCCACGACCAGAAAACGAAUGAAGCAUGAAGACUGCCCUAAAGUGACGCUGGAUCGAAUUAGUUCUAGGACUGGGGUUUAGUUAACGAUUGGUUUUGCGACCGUGACCGCACCCUUAAAUGACCUUUUAUCAUGCCUAUUUAAGCGUCUCUAAGCAUAUUAAAGAGAUGAGGUUUUCCAUCCAUUCUACACCAAAUGAUUCACCUAGGAGCAUCCGAUCAAGUGGCCAUGAUGGAAAUCAUUUCUUCUUUCUAUCUUUUGUUCAUUUUUCCAUUAGCCAUGAACUAAUCCUACUCUAUUUUUUGGAUUAGAUGAACCCAAGUUGUAUGAUACUGAUGUGAUUGAGAAUACAUGGAUUUGGAUGUGUAUGAUCUUUGAUUUAUCUAUGGAUUAUGUUUCGGGUAUGCUUUAGUUGCACCCAUGUUGCAUGCUUGUAUGUUCGUGUCUAUGUUGAGGAGAAGAUCCCCAAAGAUGGGUAGAACGCCCCAUAGAUGAUAAUGAACUCUUAUUACUAGAAUAUGGAGGAAGAGAGACUUCUGUAUUAGGGUAAAACCUAAUUGAGGAAUUCAUAAAGCAUUAACGUUAGGAGAAUCAAUCUAGGUCAAGGGGAAUAUCAUACUUAGAUUGAAUCAACUAAUAGUGUGUUAAUACAUGAUAAUAUCGGGUUAACACCAAUUCGGGAAUUCCUACGGUCAAGAAACAUAACCUCGAGUCUAUGCAUGAUCAAUCGAAAGGGUAUAAUUAACUCAGGGGGAUUUGAAGUCUAAUCAAUGCCGGUCUCUGCUUGAAUUUUCCUCGAAACCACGUUUUGUCUUUGUUGAAUUUCAUUGUCUUUUUUAUUUUAGUUAAUUGAAAGAACUUGAAAUGAGAUCGGUUAAAUAAUAAGAAAUAUAACUCAAUACUAGUAGUCAUAGUCUCUGUGGAAUACGACCUUGCUUGUCGCUAUACUGCCUCUACGACGGGUACACUUGCCUUAAGUAGUCGCACUUAGCUUCCUGAUAGGCUAGCUACGUGUUUGAAGCUCUCAGAUUGGUUGGCUGACGCGGAAGCUACGAGUUUCUCUCCCUAGAAAGCCUAAUCAAAGGCCUAUAAACAGCCUCUACAGAUAGAAACGAGGAGGAGGAGAAGAGAGGUGAAGGAAGGGUUGUUACUCUAUCGACAGAGCUUCUCACCUUACGCAAAGUAAAACAAACCUCACUGGAGGAGUCGCCGCCGAGAACGGCUUCCUUGGCCAUGUUUUCUCUGCUAUGGUCGCCGAUUCCAAAGGUAUUUUAGGACUUCAUUUUGAUUAAUGAACGCUCAGAAACCCUUCCCCAUUACUGGCUAGUUCCUUUAGUUGUGUAGGUAUGUGAAACCUAGGGGUUCUAGUCAUGUAAAACUCGAUGUUUGUCGAUUCGAAUGAUUGCUUAGUCGACCUUUCACUCCUUUCAGGUGAAAGGAUCGAAAUCGCAGUCGUGUAGGAUUAAGACUAUAAAUGGCAGUCUUACCUGAUCGAUUCUCAUUCGAUCAAACACCGUGACGUCUCCUAGGAGAAAUCCAUAGGGUCCUUGUCGCCUAUUAGUUCGGAUAAAUUCUUCGACAGAAGGUGGGAUCUGAUGGAAUAAGAAAUUGACAUCUCAUAUAUUGCCAGAUAUUGAUAGAUACAUGACUAGGAGACCUAGGGGGAGGUUGCCUACGCAACACCUUCCUUCUAUGCUCUCUCGUCCAUCCAAACUUGCUUAGUUUUACUUUACUGCACAUUUCUUUUCUUUUUGUUUUAGUUUUACAAAAACCAUAGGCACCUCAAGAAAUUAAGAAAUAAUUGAUGAUGAU
Messenger RNA from Linum trigynum, 3290 nucleotides. The record is from the annotation of a GenBank genome assembly. NCBI's taxonomy places the organism in Eukaryota, Viridiplantae, Streptophyta, Magnoliopsida, Malpighiales, Linaceae.